This is a messenger RNA of Penicillium arizonense, 264 nucleotides long. RefSeq lists its product as uncharacterized. The coding region runs from base 1 to 264 and encodes 87 amino acids. NCBI's taxonomy places the organism in Eukaryota, Fungi, Ascomycota, Eurotiomycetes, Eurotiales, Aspergillaceae. The record is from RefSeq and is a predicted model, not a curated record. The transcript is spliced from 2 exons.
AUGGCCAGUACUGCACCCCACGGCUGGCAAGCUGGCUAUAUUGUUACCAUGAUUGUGGUGGGCUUGAUUCUUAUCAUUGGAUUUGGAUUCUAUGAGGCUUGCCUCGCCCCCAUGCCAUUCCUAAAUUACAAUCACCUCUCAUCCUUGGUGUACGGGCUGGAUGUGGCCACUGCUAGAUAUGUCGGCAACACCUUUAGCGUGGUCUUCUUCGUCUUCUUGUUCCUUGCUAGCUGGCUCAUCCACAUCACAGGUCGCUUCAAAUAG